Molecule: messenger RNA, 2830 nt
Organism: Polyodon spathula (Mississippi paddlefish)
Lineage: Eukaryota; Metazoa; Chordata; Actinopteri; Acipenseriformes; Polyodontidae
Gene: zc3h10
Product: zinc finger CCCH-type containing 10
Exons: 5
Coding region: 804-2102 (432 amino acids)
Molecular function (GO): metal ion binding
Source: RefSeq, a predicted model, not a curated record
ACCGGCUGUCCUCCAGGGCGCAGCAGCUUGCAGCCUAAACGAAGGAUGCCGUUUGUUUCUGUGAAGAAAUAUUGAUUUAGAAUGUUUUUCAAGGGAAAUGUAAUUCGGUAGUUAUAGUGGUUAGGCAACUGAACUGCACUGAAAUCAAAUAAUUAAAAAAAAAAAAAACCUCAUGUAAACAGACAAGUCGGCCUGUAUGAUGACCCCGCUCCGAGAGCGCCUCGGUGGUCCAGUAAAACCCUGACGCGUCGGAGUGCGUCGUGAGGGGGCGCUGUGCGUCCCGAGGGCUCGCAGGGGAAGCAGAAGAAUACGCUUCCUUUCUUUAGCGGAGGUAUCAUUGUGCUUGGAGGACUGGCUUGUGUUAGCGCUGGCUUCCUAUAUGUAUACUAAAAUUAAUAAUAAUAAUAAUAAUAAUAAAUAAUAAUAUAGCGGCUGUUUCUUUUUUUAGAGAGCUAGGAGGUUAGCCGUGAGGCCUGCUCCUUUAGGCGCAUUUGCAAGCGGCUGAGAGCCGCAGUCCGGAGAGGCAGUCUGGACGCUGUUGUCGGCUUCGUGUUGUUGUUUGCAGCGAGGAAGAAGAGGUGGUGCCCUGAGGGAGUGCAGCGAGGCAAUUCUCAGACUGGCAGCGCAUCUGUGCCAGUAUAAUGGAGACGGCCCAGCCUCAGUGGUGAGAAGCGAAACUGAGACAAAGUCACGCCAGCCUCGCAGUUGGAGUCGAGAAUCAAAGGUGAAAAAUACCCGAUUGAACACGCAGACCUUUUCUGAUACCCGUUGACUCUUUCGUAAUCAGAACUGGAAAAGGAAUCAUGCCUGAUCGGGACAACUACCUGAACAGCAGCGGCAGCGAUGAGGCCGGCGCGGCGGCGGGAGACGAUAUCUGCCGGGACUUCUUGCGCAACGUGUGCAAGCGUGGCAAGCGCUGCCGUUUCCGGCACCCCGAUUUCAACGAGGUCCCCGACCUCGGGGUGCAGAAGAACGAGUUCAUCUUCUGCCACGACCACCAGAACAAGGAGUGCCUGCGCGCCAACUGCCGCUUCGUGCACGGCUCCAAAGAGGACGAGGACUACUACAAGAAGACCGGGGAGCUGCCGCCGCGGCUACGGGGCAAGGUAGCGGCCGGGCUGGGCCUGUCUCCCACCGACUUGCCCCACAGCCGCGGGGAGGUGCCGAUCUGCCGGGACUUCUUGAAAGGAGAGUGCCAAAGAGGCAACAAGUGCAAAUUCAAGCACUUGCAGAAGGAUUUUGAGUUUGAGGUGUUGCGUGGAGGGGGGGCGGGGUUAGGGUUGGUGGGAGGGGUGGUGGGAGGAGUCAGUUUAGAUUGCCGGCCCCCGCGGGAGCAGCCGGGGGUGUCGGGCGUGUCGGGGGCUGUCGGGGCUCGGAGGUUUGAGCGCGGCCCGGGUUACGACCCCAUGAUGGAAGGGAUUUUCGACCCUGGGUUUGAGGAUUUCGACCCGGCCCUGCAGCUGAAAAGGCGGCGGAUGGAUAGCAUGCGCUUCGCGGAGAGUUUUGAGUUCGGGAUCCAGCCCUCGCCCCGGCCUGUGGAUUACAGGCUGCUGGAGGAGGAGAACAUCCUGCUCCGGAAGAGGGUGGAGGAGCUCAAGAGACAGGUCCACAACCUGAUCGCUACCAACGAGGUCCUGCUGGAACAGAACGCCCAGUUCCGCCUCCAGGGCAAGGUGCUGACCCUCACCUCCACCCCUGCCCCCUCUGAGCAGAGCCUGCCCUCUGUGGGCACGGUGACCUCCUACAACCACGGCAUCGCCCAGACGCACACCACGCUGAGCAGCCAGGCCAUGCAGCCCCAGCCAGUGAUCCAGCAGGACCUGGGGACCCCUGCUCCUGUCGCUGCCAACGCAGCUCCCUCCAGCGCCCCCCUGCCUCACCUCAACUCUGAAAUCACGCCCCUCUCCGCAGCUCUGGCCCAGACCAUCGCUCAGAGCAUGGUUCCCCCUGUCUCAAUGGCACCCGUCGCCGUUUCCGUGGCCCCCGUGGCGGUUUCCAUGGCGCAGUCUCUCACCGGGAUCACCAUCAGCCACGCCACCACGCCCAUGGUCUCCUACCCCAUCGCCUCGCAGAGUAUGCGCAUCACCACCAUGCCCCAUUGACCCCGGCCACCGGGGGGCGCUGCUGCUGUGGCUGUGAGGCUGACCCAGGGCGCUACCGUCCUACUGCAGUGUGACCCCCGGGGUGAAAGCUGAGAGGACCUCUAUCCUUCCUGCACUGAAACUACCUUCCCACUGAUACAAACCUGCUCCUGAGCCCCCUCCUCUCCCCGUGCAAGCGCUGCCCAGCGCGCUGUCUGAGCGACACAUUGUCAAGCCACGGAGAUCCUUCUGCUCUGCCGUGCUUGUUGCUGAAUAGCUGCACACAACUCUCGCACAGCUUAUAGUGGAUCAGAAAACCUGUUCUCUAUUGUUUUGGCUAAUCUGUAUGUUCACUGUGACACAGGGAGAGAACUGGAGAAUGUUACUGAGACAGAAGAAAACGCCCUUUUCUCGUCUCGUUUGUUACUACCCUUUAAAAAAAAAGAAAGUUUCUAUUGCAAUAUGUUGUUUUUUUUUGGUUAAAGGAUUUCCAGUAGUGUAAGAAAAAAAGCCGGUUUGUUUUAACGUCUGUUUUUCAGUUUAAAAUGUACAGUAAUGGUGAAUGUUUAUUUGUUUGAUUUCUUUUUAAAAAACGUUUAAGUUGCUGUCGUACACCUUUUAAAUAUUUUUUUCUAUAAAGAUUUCUGUGGUUGUUUAAAAUCUAAAAGUGUCCCUACAAAUGAAUUAUUUACGGUGGAAGUUCUUUCACCUUUAACCCCUGAAGGUGCGCAAGGACCGGAGCGCUCGCU